AGCCAUACAUUUCUUUCUGCUGACUCCACGGGUGUUUAUAUUACCAGAAGUGCACUCAAGAUAGAAGUGAUACUGGAGCCAUGCACGACACGGGUUUUAUUCCAGUGUGCUGUAAUGAGAAUGAUAAGUAUACGAGAAUAUAUAGACCGUGAAAAUAACCUCUACAUUGCAAAAUAUUUGUUCAUGAAUUAAAACAGCUGCACCAUUUUAAAAUUGCAGAUGGAUAUUGUUUCAUGGGGACUUUUUUCCAGAACAUUCAAAUAUACUAGCAUAUGUACAUAUAUCAUACUUAGAUAGAUGGAUGAAUGGAUAGAUAGAUAGAUAGACACAUUGUAGAUAGAUGGAUGGAUAUAUGAUAUGGUUUCGCAAGUGUUGAGUUCAACCCAGGGUAAUAGUGGAAGUGGGUGUCCGGCAUGCAUAGUGAAUUCCUCUAUGCUUUAUAUUCAAUAUCACUUCUCUUAGGGCAUUCAUGUUUAUUUACAGUGUAAGAGUUAAUUGUAAUCUCUGAUAGAUUAUUUCAUAUAUGGAACCUGUAGCUCUGUGCAUAUAUGAUGCUCUAAACUUUAUGUUUGCACCCUAUUUCCAUUUUCAAUGGCCACGUAACGUGGGGCAACGUAGCGAGAAUCCUAUCGUCGCCGAAAGCAAGUUUGCCUAGGUGAUCGAGCGGUUUAGCGCGCUGGACACACGUUGCUAGGUGUAGCUCGAGUCGUAGUGGUGUGUGUGCGGCAUGUAACUACGAGGGUGAGUCAAUAAGUGACCAGGCUAUUCCAUUUCCGAUUGACCGAGACUGGUCACGAUUUUCAUGCUUUGUUUCAAUACAUGUUUUAUACCUGGGUACAAAAUUGCACUUGUAUCGAGUUAUUCUUUAAUAAGAUAUUGAAUGUCAAACAUGGCUAGUGAUGCAAAGGCAUGUUUUUCAUCUAAAAUUGAGUACCAUGCUAUAAUUCGGUACUUGUAUUUAAAAGGUAAAACAGGCAAGGAAAUACACGGCAAGUUAACCGAUGUAUGUGGGUCUCCUGCACCAUCUUAUGCUCAGGUUAAAUUCUGGGUAGGGAAAUUCAAACGCUGUAAAACGUCUUUAGAAGAUGAAGCCAGGUCUGGACGCCCAUUGGAUGCCACCAACGAUUGAUUGAAUAUUGUUUAACGUCCCUCUCGAGAAUAUUUUAUGCAGGUGAAGGGCUGCAAAUUUAGGCCUGUGCUCGACGCCUAUGGUCUUUGAGCAGGGAUGGAUCUUUAUCGUGCCACACCUGCUGUAACACGGGGCCACGGUUUCUGCGGUCGCAUCUGCAUAACCGCCCCAUUUAGUUGCUUCUUACGACAAGCAAGGGGUACUGAGGACCUAUUCUAACCCGGAUCCCGCCACCGACAAAGAAAUGUGAUAGGCGAAAUAGCGCAGGCAUUAGGCAUUGCAUGUGGUAGCGUUUCAACAAUCUUACAUGAUCGUUUCGGUAUGCACAAGCUAACAGCCCGUUGGGUACCCAAAUCCCUUAGCGAUGAGCAAAUGGCACCUAGAGCAUCAGUAUGCAGCGCCUUGUUAAAGCGUUUUAGGUCAAAAGAUUAUUUUCGUUUGCGUCUGGUGACUGUAGAUGAGACUUGGGUUCAUUAUUAUGAGCCAGAGAAUAAAGCCCAGAGUUGCCAAUAUUUUGAGCCUGGGUCUCCGAGGCCAAAGAAGUUCAAGACGCAACCAUCUGCUGGCAAGGUGAUGGUCACAGUAUCGAUACAGAACGAUAGAUUGAACAUAUUUGCAAAAAAAUACGAAAUACUACAUGAAAAUCAAGCAGGAUUCAGAAAACAAUAUUCAACUACCGAUCAUUUAUUUUCAAUAUACACUUUAUCGGAAUUACUGAAAUUGAAAACGAAAAAGCUUUAUUGUGCAUUCAUCGAUUUUGAAAAAAGCAUUUGACAAUGUAUGGCGGAAAGGUCUAUGGUACAAACUUUGUGCAAAUAAUAUCAAUGGACACAUGUAUAAUGUUAUUACAAAUAUGUACAAUCAUAUCAAAUCAAGAAUAGUACAUGGUGAUGAGAUUUCAAAUUUUUUUGAUUGUGAAAAUGGUGUUAGACAAGGGGAAAAUUUGUCUUCAUUCUUAUUUUCAAUAUAUUUAAAUGACAUGCAAGACUUUUUUCAGCACAAUAUUGUUGAUGUUUUACCCAUGAUAUCUGAAAUGUUUGAACAGCAUUUGAAUUUGUACUUUAGAUUGUUUGCAUUAUUAUAUGCCAAUGACACUGUCUUGUCUUGAUAGCUGAAUCUGCAGAACAAAUACAGGUCCAAAUUAAUCAUUUUUAUAAAUAUUGCGAAAAAUGGAAUUUAAAGAUAAACGUUAACAAAACAAAAAAUUUAAUAAUCAGUAAGGGUAAUCCAAAACGGCAUCAAACUUAUGUUUGUGGCGACAAAAACAUUGAAAUUGUUGACGACAUUAACUACCUGGGUAUCUUAUUUAGCACAUCAGAAUCAUUCAAAAAAGCCAAACAAAAACAAGUAGAAAACGCCAAUAAAGCAGUUUAUGAGAUUCCUGAAAAAGGACGUUUACAUAACCUAUCAAUACAGUCAGAUUUAUUUGAAAAAAUUGUUCAACCCAUCUUAUUAUACGGCUGUGAGAUGUGGGAAUUUUCAAAUAAUGCAAUUAUAGAAAGAGUCCACCUUAAAUUUUGUAAAUUAUUAUUGAAAUUAAAACAAUCUACCCCCAACUGCAUGGUGUACGGUGAACUUUGCCGACAUCCCAUACACAUACAAAUACAAACGCGUAUUAUCUCAUUUUGGCACAAAAUUGCACUUAGUAAAAAAACAAAAAUAGCGAAUCUCCUGUUAAAACUGGGUAAUAAUGUUACAGACCAAUACGCGAAAGAGAUUGCUUGGUUCAAGAACGUGUCAAAUAUCCUUAACAAUUGCGGACUUUCUAACAUUUGGCAAAAUCCAAACUGGCUCAAGUCAAAAGUAAAACUUAUUUUACUCGAUCAAUUCAAGUAAAAGUGGAAUUCUGACAUCAAAACGCUAUCAAAAACUAUAAACUAUAGAAUGUACAAGGAUGAAUUAAAAUUUGAAAAAUAUUUGGAUAUCCUACCCAGAAAAGAUGCUAUAACCUUUUGUAAAUUUCGAACCUGUAAUCAUCAUUUACCUAUUGAAAGUGGACGCUGGCGAAACGAGCCCCGAGAAACAAGACAUUGUAAUAAAUGUGAAAUUAAAUGAAGUUGGUGAUUAAUUCCACUACCUGUUUAAUUGCAAAUCUCUGAAUGAUAUAAGAAAACAAUGUUUAUCACUAAAACAAAUACGUUUUAAAAACAUCAUCACUUUUAAAAAUAUAAUGAAUUCAAACAAGCAAUCUUUUCUAAGAAAAUUGUGUUCCUUUAUAAAAAAAAUAUUAAUAAUCUCUGCUCCCCGACCCAAUGACUACUCGAAUCUAAAAUUGCAUAUGUUACCUAUCUCCAUACUCACACAUACCUUCAAACAUUUAAUGAUAUAUUACCAUCACUUUUAUAUAAGAUAUAUGUACUAAAUCUCUGUAUACAAUUGUUUAAUUGUGAUGAGAAAUAAAUUCAAUUCAAUUCAGUAUUUUUGGACGCAAAAGGGGUUAUUAUGUUGGACUUUUUACCCAAGAGAAGUACAAUAACUGGAGUGUACUAUGCAAACUUGCUAGACCAGCUGAGAAGCACUAUCCGUGAAAAAUGCCGUGGUAAACUCUUUAAAGGUGUUUUGAUGCAACAGUACAACGUGGAAGUCCACACUUGCAAAGUUGCAAUUGAUGCUGUAGAGCGAAACGGGUAUGAAUUAAUACCACACCCUGCCUAUUUGCCUGACCUAGCUCCUAACGACUUCCUGUUCAAAAACUUGAAAAAGGAUAUCCGUAAACGUCAUUUCCGGUCUGACGAAGAGGUCGUGACGGCAGUUUAGGAGUGGGCCAAUGGGAAGGACCCUGACUUUUUCAGUUCAGAAAUAAGUUAGGCUGGUAACUUAUUGACUCGCCCUCAUAUCUAUGUAAUUACGUAAACUAAUACUGUCAUAUCUAAAAUUCUAAAUUGCAGAUCUAGAUUUGGUUGAAGAGACAGAAGACGAUGAAAUUUUCAAGAUGGGUAGAAUAUUCAUUUAUUGCAAUUUCAUAUUUUGCGGAAGCAUUUGGGGACACCGAAACAUAUGAAUUUGGAGAAGACUGCUCAGUUGUGUUGAAAGCUGUUAAUGAGGAUCGUCAAAUUUACGUUGAAUACAACGGAAAGGAAGUUCUAUCGCACUGUGCUGACUACUCAUUUACAGGAAGAGAUGACUCUUUUGAUGAAUAUGAAGUCUGCGUUACACCUUUGGCAUUUACAGAUCCAAAUUGCGCCAUACAAUUAAAGUAUAAAUCUUCAUAUUACGGUGAAACAUUGCAGAACGUGACCUGUUCAGCAAAUUACAACAAAAAAUACUGUGGGUCCCAGGAUGAAUACCUCUAUAUAAUUUUUGAGAGUCGCAAUGGAAACUACUCGCCCGCCAAAUUUAAGCUACUUGUCACAGCUAACAAAGUUUUGGACUAUGGCGCUUUAGUUGGGGCUAUCAUCGGUGGUGUAAUUGGUGGUAUUGUUUUGAUCACAUUGUUGACUGGACUAGUUUGCUGGUGUGUGUGCAAAAAAAAGCCCAUACAAGGACAGGUGUUAAACCCAAGUCAAACAAAUCAAGCUUCGAUGGGAAACCAAGCAGGAUAUCCACAGGCAUCAUAUACUAUACAACCGACGGGUAACAGUGUUGGUCUAUACCCGACAGCAAACUACGCCACUCAGUAUUCAACAGGGUAUAAUACACAACCUCCUUUCCAAUCCCAGCAAGCAGGUGGCUGGCAACCGACAGAAAACCAACCAUCCGCCCCUCCACCUAGCUAUACUGAAGUGAACAAGUGAUUAAGUUUUCUGUGAUACGUUUUUGAACAUCUCAAUCCAGUACCAGGUUUCUCCUGUCUUGAUAUAUAGAAUUUGAUUUGGAAUAUAAGGAAAAUUGAGUUGAAUGUUUCUGGCAUUUCAAAUCUCGGUUUCUGUGAACUCUUCACAAAUAGCUUAUAAAUCUAUAUAUUGUCUGUUAUUUCCUUACUGUUAUAUAGCUGUGAUGGAUUGUAAAAGAGAGGGAACGAAUUUCAAUCACACCGUGGAAUGCUUAAGAUAUAAUUUUUAUAUCUUAACAUAAUGGGUAAUUAUGCUUGGAUGAAUGCAAUAAACAAAAUACUGUUUAAGUAGCACUGUGCCAUAUUCUAAAAAUAAUGUACGUAUCUGUAUUCUGUAUAUUUUUUAUAUAUAUGAUGGGGGUUUCUUAAUUACGUGAUCAUUACAUCUAUAUAUUUUUCAUUUGCCAUAUCAAUGUGUACAGUAAUUGAGAUAUAAUAUCUUAAUAUGAAGAAUUGGCUAAGUUUGCACAUGAAUUCCAAUUAAUAAGUUUAAACGCUUUCUUUACUUUUUUCAGGGAAUAUUUUUGAUCACCUUAUUGAGUAUUUUCCCCUGCAUAUUGUGUAUUUUUUAUUAUCCCUUUGAGAUGUAAUAUUACGGGUUUUUCGUUCAGUAGACACCCACUCAUUUGAAUGCCUCUGUGACGUCAUUUUAGUAUACAGGUUUGGUAUGUAAAUGGAUGCCAUAUUCCUGAUGGAAUUGUAGAAACGGGUUUUCUUUGAUAUACCAAACUCAUGCUACUGUUAGAGAGAAUAGAGUCUGUAGACCUUUCAUUUAUUGUUGAUGAUGAUGCAUACUAUUUGUAGCCUUUCAUUAAUUGUUGAUGACGAUGCAUACUAUGUGUAGCCUUUCAUUAAUUGUUGAUGACUAUGCAUACUAUGUGUAGCCUUUCAUUAAUUGCUGAUGACGAUGAAUACUAUAUGUAGCCUUUCAUUAGUUGUUGAUGAUGAUGCACACUAUGUGUAGCCUAUCAUUAAUUGUUGAUAAUGAUGCAUAAUAUGUGUAGCCUUUCAUUAAUUGUUGAUGAUGAUGCAUACUAUGUGUAGCCUUUCAUUAAUUGUUGAUGAUGAUGCGUACUAUGUGUAGCCUUGGAACUUGAAAGUCCUAUGUUAUACACUUUUUGAUUUACAACUCACGAAACAUUGUUUUUUCUAAAGAGUGAUAGAAAUAUUCAACAUUUAACUAGGUGGUUUAAAUACCAAAUCCAGAAAAGCUAGAAGAUAUUUACUUCUAUAGGGAAAUCAUUAUAACUGUCCAAUUGCAUUUGAUUCAUGUUGCUCUCUUUGCGUUAAAAAGUCAAGUGAUAUAGCACUAUUUCAUGUUGAUUUGAUAAGCCAUAAUAUGAAAAGCUUCCAUACAUACGUGCAUAUAUCAAAGGGAUGAAUAUAAAUUUUUUAUGGAUAAUGAAUAAAUAAACGCAAAACAUAUCAUAGAGGAGGUUGGUUGAAUGUAUUUUGUUUAGCGUCCCGCUCAAGAAUGUUUCACUCAUAUGGAGACGUCACCAUUGGUGGUGAAGGGCUGCAUAAUUUAGGCAUAUGUAACAAUGGGAAUUAUGUAUUUGAUUUGUGAUUUAAAAAUGAGAUUCAUAUUUUCAGGACACUCUUGCAAAUCAAUCGCAGUUACAUUAGAUACAAACAUAUCAUCCAGAGAUAAUUAGCUAUCUUACGUGAACUGGUACUGUUGGCCUUUGGAUUGAAUCUCAGAAAUUGAAAGACUUCAUCAAUUUGCGUAACAAACCCUUCAUUUAAAAUUCCGUUGAUGAAUCUCAAACAGAAUAUGAUAUACGAUCUGCGAAUGAAUCAUGCAGUGAUCCUGGCAUAAAAACGAGAGAGGUCUUUCAUGUGGAAUUUUACUGCCAAAUUUCAAUUAGUAUAUAAAAUGUUGUGAAACCAUUUCUUAACAUUUUUGACCUGGUGACCAUUCUUUACCUCCAAAAUAAUUGGCGCAAUUAGUCUGAGUGACUCUCCAAGUAAAGGUCUGUUGCUAAGGCAUGAACUUCUCUUAUAACAAAAUAAUAAAACCAUGUGACGUGUUCUUUUUUGGUUUUUUAAAGUUUUUACAUUUACAUCAUGUCUGUUACUUUCUUAUUUUUAGCGGGUCAGUGUACUGUUGUCCAUCAUAUGGUCAUUGUUUAUAUUUACAUAGAAGAGACAAUUCAUGAUUGUUAGCGAUAUUAAGUGUUUCAUAAUUUUUUAAUUAUUUGUUAAAUAAAUGAUAUUUUCAAUUAUA
Messenger RNA from Ostrea edulis (European flat oyster), 7128 nucleotides. RefSeq lists its product as uncharacterized. The transcript is spliced from 6 exons. The record is from RefSeq and is a predicted model, not a curated record. The coding region runs from base 4048 to 4863 and encodes 271 amino acids. Lineage: Eukaryota; Metazoa; Mollusca; Bivalvia; Ostreida; Ostreidae.